UGGAGUUUGACUUUCUGUUACUGUCAUAAAUAUAAAGAUAGUUAAUAUCCUCGUGAUGAGCAGAAAGACACCGACUGACAUCCUCCUGCAGGGACUGGAGGAUCUUGCAGAGCAAGACUUUAAAAAAUUUAUACACAAAUUAUCUGAGUUUGCCUUUGAUGACAAACCUUCAAUCCCCUGGUGUAAACUGGAGAAGGUUGACAGGAUAGAUGCUGUGAGACUCCUGAAAGAACAUUAUGACCAGGAGAACGCUGUGGACAUAGCUAUCAAAAUCUUCACUAACCUCAAUCUCAACAACUCUGCCAUGAAACUCAAACAGGAAAAAGAGACAGGUUUGGGUCCUUGGCAAACACCUGAAAGAUCAGCAAAUGCUUACAGAGUGACGUACAGAGAACAUAUACGAAACAAAUACACCACAAUAAAAGACAUGAACUCUCGUCUUGGUGAAAAUGUGAAGCUAAACAGCAGAUACACAAAGCUGAUCAUUGUAAAUGAACAUCGUUCCAAAAAGCAGAGAGAACAUGAAAUAAUGGCCCUGGGAAGGAGACAUGCAGAGAUCAUGGCUGAGCGCGCUAGUCCUAUCACCAUAGCCAAUUUAUUUGAAUCUGAUAGAAAUGGACAGUCACCACAAAUUGUUGUACUCCAGGGAGCUGCAGGGAUUGGAAAAACACUGACAGCAAAAAAGAUCAUGUUGGACUGGGCAAAUGAAGAACUGUAUCAGAACAGAUUUGAUUAUGUUUUCUACAUAAAUUGUAGGGAAAUUAACUUUGUCAGAGAGCAGAGAAGUGUUGAAGAUUUAAUUUUAGAAAAUUGUCCUGAUCAAAAUGCACCAGCUAAAGAGAUUCUGAUGAAUCCAGAAAAACUCCUGUUCAUAAUUGAUGGUUUUGAUGAACUGAGAUUUUCCUUUAAUCAACCGAGUAUUCAGUGCUCUGAUCCCUGUGAGAAGCAGCCAGUAGAAAUCAUACUGAGCAGUUUAUUUAGGAAAAAAGUGCUUCUCAAAUCUUACUUAGUAAUUACUACAAGACCAAUUGCCCUGGAGAAACUUGGGCAGUGUUUGAAAGAUGAACGUUAUGCAGAGAUCCUAGGAUUUUCUGAAAAUGAGAGAAGAGAAUAUUUCUACAAGUUCUUUGGGAAUGAAGAACAAGCAAGAAAAGCCUUUAACUUUGUAAAAGACAAUGAAAUGCUCUUCACCAUGUGCUUUGUUCCCCUUGUGUGUUGGAUCAUCUGCACGGUUCUGAAACAGCAGAUGGAAGCAGGUGAAGAUCUUGCACAAACUUCCAGUACAAUCACUGGAGUGUACAUGCAUUAUCUUGACAGUUUAUUAAAGGGUCACAGUAGCACUUCAAAGCAACAGGUACAAGAUAAUUUAAAGGGACUUUGCUCCUUGGCUGCAGAUGGAGUCUGGAAGAAGAAUAUACUGUUUGAGGAAGAAGAUGUCAAGAAACACGGAUUAGAUAAACCUGAUUCCCUCUUUCUGAAUGAGAACAUGUUUCAAAAAGGCAUUGACUGUGAGUGUGUUUACACCUUCAUUCACUUGAGUUUUCAAGAGUUUUUUGCAGCUUUGUUUUAUGUGCUGGAGAAAGAAGAAACGGAGGAAAAUUCAGAAACUGCUAUACAACCUGUGGAAAAAUUGUUUGAAAAGUGUGAAAAAUCUAGGAAUGAUUUAAUGUUAACAGUGCGAUUCCUGUUUGGUCUCGUAAAUAAAAAGAGAAUGGAGGAGAUGGAGAAAAAACUUAGCUGCAAAAUUUCACCCAAAAUUAAAAAUAAUUUACUAACAUGGGUUAAAGAAAAACUCUCUUUGUCAUUGUUCAAAUAUGAUAUGUUGCCUUUUGAUGAGGACACGACGAUUUUGUAUUUUGAAUAUUUUCACUGUUUGUAUGAAAUUGGAGAAAGAGAAUUUGUUCAGAGUGCAAUGAAUCAUUUAACUGAACUAAAAUUACUUCAUCAUACCUUUACCAAAAUGGAUCAAAUUGUUCUUCAAUUCUGUUUAAAGAAUUCCUGUAAACUGGAGUCAGUUUAUCUAGACACCUGUACAUUUCUAACUGAAGACCUGAAUGAAGAUUCCCCAAGACCAUGCAAGCGGCCACAUGGGGCAAAACAUCAGCAUGAGCUGCAUCACUCACCUAUUUACCUGUUCUGUGAAGCAUUGAGGGAUCACAAACUGUAAAUUAAAGAAA
This is a messenger RNA of Chelonoidis abingdonii (Abingdon island giant tortoise), 2177 nucleotides long. Lineage: Eukaryota; Metazoa; Chordata; Testudines; Testudinidae. The record is from RefSeq and is a predicted model, not a curated record.